Cladocopium goreaui is the source of this 2241-nucleotide messenger RNA. The record is from the annotation of a GenBank genome assembly. NCBI's taxonomy places the organism in Eukaryota, Dinophyceae, Suessiales, Symbiodiniaceae.
AUGCCAAAGAGAAAGGUCACAUGUGAGGCGCGUGACCAAGUUGCGCGUGGCCUGUCGGUUCGAGGAGCCUCCGAAAGAGCUGUGAACCAGCUUUGGAACCUCUGGCAUGCUGAGGACGAACAAAUUGCAAGGGGAAGUUUCCAAAGAAUCGUGGACAAGGAGCUGCAGCCAUGGAAAGAGGCUACCAUCAACGUGGCAUUUCCUACCUAUGAAGGUGGGCAGGUGGUGCUACCCAUUGUGGAUUUGAAACCAACCUUGCAGAGAAUGGCACAUGAGUCGCCGGCAUUCACAAAGGCUUUAGCACGGGCGCUGCUUGGUACUGGCGUUUUGACGCCCAUUUUUUAUUGCGAUGAGUGCCAGGCAGGAAACAUAUUGUCUGUGGAAAAAUUGCGCAAGGCAAACAUAUGGUACAUGUCCUGGUUGCAGUGCUGGCAUCACCUCAAAAGCCCUUCGAUGUGGAUUGUUAUCUGCGUCGUGCAAUCAGCAUGUUUGCAAGGCAGCUCCGCAAUCGUGGGAGGUAGCUCAGCAAUCAUGAAAUCCAUUUUGGAACACCUGGUCAGCGGUGAGCAUGAAGCUGGCUGGUUGCUGACUCCAGAGGUCCACUUCAAACAAAACCAAAAAGCUUGGUUUCUGGGGCACAAUGACGCCAUCAGGUCGGUGUUUUCGCUCAAGGGGAGCGCAGGUCUCAGACCUUGCGUCCUUUGCUCCAACGUCGUGAAGGCAACUUCUUCAAGCUUCCUCAAUGACAGCACAUGGAAGGAUGUUGGGGCAUCAGGUGGCUUCAAAGUCAGCACAGACCAAGAGAUCUUUGGCCAUUGUGACAAAUUGAAGAGCUUCAGAACGAAGGCGGAGAGGGAGAUCUAUGAGAAAGCUUCGGGAAUUGUCUUCGAUGAGGCGUCCUUGAUGUUUUCAGAAGCUGAAAGAACAAAGCUCCCUCCUUCACGUGUCAUGAAUGACACUAUGCACUGCUACAUGACAAAUGGAUGCGCGAGCUGGGAGCUUGCCAUAUUUUUGCAAUCUGUUUUUGAUCAUACUCAUGUGACGCUGGAAAUUCUCCAAGGAGCCGUAGCUUCUGAUCAGUGGAUGGGUCUGAAGGCCAGUGGCAAAACACAAAACUAUGUGAAAAAUUUGCUCAAUGCCAAGAUGUUCAGUGACGACAACUUUAAAGGCGAGGCCCACCAGACAGCAGCGUUGGUACCAUUGGUCCGGUACUACAUGGAAACUCUCAUAGAGCCAGCGAGCCGUGUGCCACCCGCUUGUGUCGAAUCCUUUCGGUGUCUGUGCAACAUCGUAUCCUUCAUUCGAGAAAUAUCUCAUGGCCUCUACCCCCUUCACGAAGCAUCCAUGCAGCAUUUUGCUGCCCUACAGCAAAAGCACCAAACGCUGUUUGCAGCGGCAUAUGGUGAGCAGCACAAGCCCAAGCACCAUCACCGAAUGCAUAUCCCCACACAAUGGUUGGCUGCUGGUGUGCCGGUGAACUGCGAACCACUGGAGUCGAAGCAUCGGUUGUACAAAUCUGGGGUUGCUGACAGGCAAGUGGGGCAAGUCAGAGACCACGAAAGUUUUUCCGCAUCUGUGCUUUGCCGGCUGCUGCAAACAAGUCUAGACAUUGUCAAGAAGCAUGGGCUGCCUUUUUGGGAACUGCUUCCGCCCAUCAAAGAAGCCAGCUUGGAUGACAAAAUCUUUCUCGCGACUACCAGUCUCCAGACAAGCCAACGCGACAUCUUGUGUUGGCAGCACGAAGCUGGCAUCGUCUCUGAGUGGUUCUCACAGCCGGACCAUGGCCUUUUUCUGCGCUACACCAAGUUGGCAUUCGUUGCUGGGCUGGGUGGAACUUCUGGGCACGACAUUGAUGCCGAUGGAAUGGCAUGCCCGCCUGUGGCCCUUGGAGACCCAUCUCAGUUGCUGAAGAAAAUGAACCCAUACAGGCGCCGUGCCUUCAAAAAAGACAUCGAGAUCAUCCAGGAUGUCCUCCCGAGCCUGAAGCACUUCGACCCGGCGCUGUUCAACGAAGUGCUGCUGUUGCUGUUCCUGAGGCUGGUUAUGGGCGGUCCUUUGUUUCGCGGCGCGGCGUGCUUGGAUUUCUGUGUGAAACCCAAGGGCGCCCGCCGGACGUACGUUUGGGAACAUGUGGAUUCUCCGUGGCUUUCGUGGUCCAACAGCGUUGAGGUGGCAUUUUGGUUUGCCGUGGCGCAGGCCAAUGCAGGUGACUGCCGUGUUCUUGCUGUUCUUCGGCCCGGG